This is a messenger RNA of Phasianus colchicus (ring-necked pheasant), 2647 nucleotides long. The record is from RefSeq and is a predicted model, not a curated record. Lineage: Eukaryota; Metazoa; Chordata; Aves; Galliformes; Phasianidae.
GGCUGGCGAUGCAGUGGGAAUGUGCUGUAGAGAGGGCUGCUGGAUUGCAAAAUGUACAGAUGGAGAAAGGCAGCUAGACAGCAAGAGGGUGGGGACAUCACAGAGCGGGUGCUCCUUUUGUGCGAUGAGCAUUGCUCUGAGAAGGCUGCUGAGCAUAUGGUGGAGCAUGGCAUCCUAGUGAUUCAUCCUGAACUUUCCUGCAUCAAAAUAGAAAUUUUGUUUUCUUUACAUGAAAAUACUUUUCCUGGUACGUGUGGAUAGGGAGACAUCUGGAGAACAAAGCAGGUGAGUCCCUCUAGCAGCGUGCAGGGUCCAACCAUGAGCGAGCAGAGCCACGUCAACAGCCUGUUCCUCAACGAGGACGCAGCCAAACGGCUCCACGCCGAGGGCCGGGUGCAGCGCCUGCGGCAGGCUGUGCAGAAGCGGGCGGCGCGGGCCAAGAAGAGGAUGAGCAGCAUCACUGCUGACAGCGCCAAGAGCUUCUUCCGCAGAAACGCCUUUGUCCUCUUCACCAUCGCCGCGGUCUUGCUCGGGAUCAUCCUGGCCUUUUCCCUCCGGCCCUACCAGCUGACCUACCGCCAGAUCAAGUACUUCUCCUUCCCAGGAGAGCUGCUGAUGCGCAUGCUCCAGAUGCUGGUUCUUCCCCUCAUUGUCUCUAGCUUGAUUACAGGAAUGGCCUCCCUGGAUGGCAGAGCCUCAGGGAAGAUGGGUAUGCGAGCUGUGGUCUACUACAUGGUGACCACAAUCAUAGCAGUCUUCAUUGGCAUCCUCAUGGUGAUCAUCAUCCACCCAGGGAAAGGAUCUAAGGACAAGCUUCACCGAGAAGGCAGAAUUGAGCAGGUGCAGACCACAGAUGCCUUCAUGGACUUGGUGAGGAACAUGUUCCCACCCAACCUGGUGGAAGCCUGCUUCAAACAGUACAAGACGCAGUACAGCACCAGAGUCUUCACCAGAACCGUCCUCCACAGCAGCAAUCUCACAGCAAGCGUGGCAACCACUCAGCUCCCUGCGCCUGAGAACUCCACCGGCAUCCUGGAGAAUGUCACACAUGCCCUGGGGACCAUCUCCGAGGUGCUGACCUUUGAAGAAGUCAUUCCCAUCCCGGGCUCAGCCAAUGGGGUGAACGCACUGGGGCUGGUAGUGUUCUCCAUGUGCUUCGGUUUGGUGAUCGGCAGCAUGAAGCAGAAGGGACGGGCCCUGCGGGAGUUCUUUAACUGCCUCAACGAAGCCAUCAUGAGGCUGGUGGCCAUUAUCAUCUGGUACGCCCCAGUUGGGAUCAUGUUUCUAAUUGCUGGCAAAAUCCUGGAGAUGGAUGACCUGGCAGUGAUGGGGGGCCAGCUGGGGAUGUACACCCUCACUGUCAUCGUCGGGCUCCUCAUUCAUGCCCUCUGCAUCCUGCCACUGCUCUACUUCAUCGUCACCCACAGGAACCCCUGGGUAUUCAUUGCAGGGCUUCUGCAGGCCCUCAUCACAGCCCUGGGCACCUCCUCAAGCUCAGCGACUCUGCCCAUCACCUUCAGGUGCCUGGAAGAAAACAACGGCGUGGACAGGCGCAUCACGAGGUUUGUUCUGCCCGUGGGAGCUACCAUUAACAUGGAUGGCACCGCUCUGUACGAGGCCCUCGCUGCCAUCUUCAUUGCACAAGUCAACAACUACGAGCUCGACUUUGGGCAGAUCAUCACAAUAAGCAUCACCGCCACGGCAGCCAGCAUUGGUGCUGCAGGCAUUCCCCAGGCAGGGCUGGUGACCAUGGUUAUAGUGCUGACGUCGGUGGGGCUGCCAACUGAAGACAUUACGCUGAUCAUCGCUGUGGACUGGUUCCUAGACCGCCUUAGAACAACCACCAACGUCCUGGGGGACUCUCUGGGUGCUGGCAUUGUGGAGCAUCUCUCCAGGCAGGAGCUGGAUGCGCAGGAAUGCGAACUUGGUAAUUCUGGGAUAGAGGAGAAAGAGCAGCCCUGCCAGCGGGUCUGCACACACAGCGACAGCCUCAGGCACCCCAGCAGGGAGACAGCACUGUGAAGUCAGGCAGCAUCACACACUCAUGCUGUAUAAAGCCAAGACUUGAAGCAGAAGUCUUGGAGGACAAAGAGGAGGACAGAACAUGACAGACUUUCCAACAUCUACACUGUUCUCCUCCCCCACAUGCAGUCUCCCUUGAUCCCUUUUACCCCCCAUCUCUUUCCGGCUGACUUUAAAGAGGAGAAAAUUAAACGGCAAAGAAACUUUUGUUCCAUGAAAGCCUGAUUUAGUCAUUCUUCCUGGAGUUCAAGAGCUAGACCUGAGUAAAUAAGGCGCAGUGGAUGAGCUGGACCAGGAGCUCCCUCCAUUCUGAGCUGAAGUUGAAGCAUAGUUAAUUGACAAGGUGGGUCAGUGACACCCCCAGCUGCGGACUGGCACCAGGAUAUUGGCAUGAUGACUAUUGCUAAUCCUGCAGAUGCAGAGUAGCAAAGCCUUCACUUGGUCAGUGGCUUCCCUUCAAGAUUUUGGCAGCUUUGGGAUCUCUGGUGGGCACCAGCGCUCCACUUCAACUCUUCACUGACCAGUGCUUGUGAAAAAACAGUGUUCUGCUUGUGUACAGUCCCAGCUUUGCACAGUAACACCACCAAUGCCUCCUGAAGUCUUCUCACCCCUCUGGCAAUCCUUC